Messenger RNA from Haemonchus placei, 867 nucleotides. The record is from the annotation of a GenBank genome assembly. Lineage: Eukaryota; Metazoa; Nematoda; Chromadorea; Rhabditida; Trichostrongylidae.
AUGAUUGUAAAAGAAAGUUCAAGGAGCAAGAAAUCGCAAUUGAAAAGAGUUGGUAAAAUUGGACGUAAACGGAAAGCUUCACAAGAGGUUUCAAUCGCGGACUCCGAAAAUGAAGAGCAAACGUUUUCCGGGACUGUAGUCGAUGAAGAAAAACCACCUCUCAUGGAUAUUGCAGCUCCAAGUGAUUCCGAUGAUGAAGGGGACUCAGAUAAAGAAUUACAAGUAGCUCUACGCGAAGGUUUACUGAAAACCGAUAAGCUCAACUAUAUCGUGCCUGCAAAGCGUCCAAUUAUCAACAGAACGGCCGAAAUGCGUGAAAAAAUCGCUGAGUUUGCCAAAAAGUUGCCUUGGAUUGAAACUGUUGACGUAAGCACGAAAUCUACGCUCACAAAGGAGAUGAUCGAUAAUGACUUCGACCGAGAAAUGCAGUUCUACCUUCAAGCAGAGAAAGCUGUUCAAAUAGCGGUGUCUCGACUUCUUUCUAUGGGUGUGAAGGUAAUUCGCCCCUCCGACUAUUAUGCCGAAAUGGCUAAGAGUGAUGGUCACAUGCAGAAGGUAAGGAAACGUUUGUUGAAAAUUCAAGAGGAUAAAGAGCGUCAAGAAGCGAUUCGAAGGAUGCGAGAGGAAAGGAAGUACGCUUCAAAAGUUCAGAAGGAAGUAUUAGAGAAACGGAAUAGCGAAAAGAAGCAGUUGAUGGAAGCUGUUAAAAAGCACAAAAAGGGUAUGAAACAGCAGCUGGAGGACAUGCUCAGUAACGUCAAGAGAAUGGGACUGGAUCAGGUGCUACCUUUUUAUUGUAGAACUUAUUCCUUUUUCUGGAUUAUAGAGCAUUCAAUGGAACUGUUUGCUUACCAGCUCCGCUCUUAA